UUGGCAGCCGAAACAACGGGUUGGCGGGGAAAAGGUUAAUUUAACACGUGACUGCUUGUUUUCCAAUCCCAGUCUGUCUUCGUUUCCUGGGGAACCACUUCCUGCAGACGAGGUUGUCACCGAGCAGCAUGGGAGCCUGGCAACAAGCUGUGGCCUCAGCUCCUCGGGUGUGAUCUCCACAGGAUGGAUGCCAUGCAACAAGCCGCCCCAGUGCUGCCAGGCCGCAGUGCCUGCUGCUAUACCAGCUGUUACUGUGAAGAAAACGUGUGGAAGCUUUGUGAGUACAUCCGAGACAGACCCCGGCACCCCCUGGAGGAAUUAUACGCCGUCUUCUUGUCGAAUGAAAAUAGGACGAUACCUAUAUGGAAACAACAGGCAGGAAAAGGCGAGGACCCAGUAAUAUGGGAUUAUCAUGUCGUUCUGCUCCAUGACCGCGGCGAUGGGCGGAGGUUUAUCUAUGAUCUGGAUACAGUGCUACCGUUUCCAUGUCCUUGUGAUACCUACAUUAAGGAAGCUCUCCGCUCCGAUCACUACAUACAUAAGGACUGGAGAAGAAAGCUGAGGUUAGUACCAGCAGAUGAGUAUCUCAGGACCUUCGCUUCUGACCGAUCGCAUAUGAAAGACGCAAACAAUGAGUGGAAGGAACCACCACCUCCUUAUGCAUGUAUAAAGACAUCAGAAUCUUCUAUGAACCUGGAUGACUUCAUCAGCAUGGACCCUCGAGUAGGUCACGGCACAGUGUACACUUUGGAAGCUUUCACACAGCGUUUCGGUACACCUGUCUGACGUACUGAGCUGCUCUAGUUCAUGAGGACAAGGCAUUGUGAAACAAGUUUCCACUGUGCAUAAUUCAUUGGAGACAUUGUAAAUAUUCCGCUGCUCUGCUGCUUCCUACAGUCCAAUGCACCGGAGGACACAAUGAGGGGCCGACUGGUAAUACAGUGCUGCCAAGACCAUAUUUAAAGGGACACUACACCUGGAAACUGUCUGCAAGCCCAUCUGGGAAGGGAAAAUGAGGCUUAUCCCCUCCUGGUCCUAUUGGCUGAGGAACAAAAAGGGGUGGGGCUUAGCAUAUCGUAGAGCAGGGAUGCUCAACCUGCGGCCCUCCAGCUGUUGCAAAACUGCAACUCCCAGCAUGCCCUAAUAGCUGUAGGCUGUCCGGGCAUGCCGGGAUUUGUAGUUUUGCAACAGCUGAAGGGCCACAGUUUGAGCAUCCCGGUCAUAGAGCAGUGCCAUAGUCUAAGCCCAGCAAUUCUAAAGCACAUUUUUUGGGCAGUUUGGUUCCUUUUGACCUUCUUCAUGUUCAUCGGCCUCAUUAUUAUUUGUUUUCUGAUAUGUUGUGAUUGGACACCAGACAUCUAUUAAAUUCACCAUUUUU
This is a messenger RNA of Bufo bufo (common toad), 1378 nucleotides long. RefSeq names its product N-terminal glutamine amidase 1 (gene NTAQ1). The transcript is spliced from 6 exons. Bases 184 to 786 code for a protein of 200 amino acids. Gene Ontology annotation, molecular function: protein-N-terminal asparagine amidohydrolase activity; protein-N-terminal glutamine amidohydrolase activity. Gene Ontology annotation, cellular component: cytosol; nucleus. NCBI's taxonomy places the organism in Eukaryota, Metazoa, Chordata, Amphibia, Anura, Bufonidae. The record is from RefSeq and is a predicted model, not a curated record.